UCCACUGAGUGCAUAUUCGAAUGAAAAAAUACUCUUGUACAAAUACAUGCUUCUUCUACAUAGCGUUUGACAGGCCAAUCAGCGAAGCGCACAAAUCUUUUCCACCACAGCGCCAGAGCAGAGUGCAGCGCCUCAUUGGCCAUGGGAAGGUAUGUGAGAGCACGUGCUGUUGCUUUUCGUUUGAUUUUUUGUAGCCACAUUGAACCUUGCAUUAAAUGUUGUUGGUAAGCGUUGUUAUUGUAUUUGUUGUUGUUGCUUGCUGAAACAUUAAAUUCCAACACAUGUAUACCAAGACACCAGCACCAGCUGGCGUAGAUGAAACCUUAUAAACGCAGCCCAAUCCAAAGGCUCCAACCACUGGCAAUGGCAAGCGCAUAAACGCUGUACAAAAACAAUGGCUAAGAAGGACUGACUGGCUGGCAACCACCGUGAGAGAGAACACUUCAUUUAGGUUUUUACCUGUCGUCUACCUUGCCGGCCGACUGUGGUGAGUUGCAAGUGAAUAAGGGAAUCGAUAUAAAUAUCGCCACCAGCAGGCCGACGAAGGCAUACGCAUACAGGACGUGUACGUGAAGGUUGCAUCGCAGUCUGUAUAUUGUUUUAAAUUAAGAUUUUCUUGAGUUCGAAAUAAAACGACACAUUUAGCCAAGAUGUCGUCCAGUGAGAUAUACCGCUACUAUUAUAAAACUUCCGAGGAUUUACAGGCAUUCAAAUCGAAUGCGAACGAAACGUACUUUAAUCCAAUGGGCGCCUACAAUCCACCGCCAUUGAUUAGCCACAGCAAUAAUAAUCAUCAACAGCAGCAACAGCAGCAGCAGCAGCAGCAACAAUUCAAUUGUGCUCCCACCCACAAUUUUCUGCCGACCAACGGUUUCAUCACCUUCGAGCAGGCAUCUUCCGAUGGCUGGAUUACCUCCUCCCCCGCGAGUCAUCGUUCCGAAAGUCCUGAGUAUGUGGAUCUCAAUACCAUCUAUGCGAACGGCAUACACAAUGGCGCUCAUGCACUGCAUGCAACUGUUACGCAAUUCGGCCUGCAUUUGGAAUCUCCGUCAGUGCCAGCGUCGUCUACACAGCUAACAGGAUUAACAGCAGCGUCAUCAACUGCAGUCACAAAAGCCUGUCCCUCCAAAGGAGCUACCAGCAGCAGCAGCAGCAAUAGCAGUGUAACAACCAAAGCAAAGCGUUCCUACACACGCCGCACACCGAAAACAGUGCCAACCUCGUCCGCUCAAUUGCCACCGAUCUCCAGCGACACCAUCGUUUCCAUAGCCACCAAUGCCGCGGCUGCGAUUAGCGCGAAUCCACAUUUAACGACCAACAACGCCUACACGUCAGAUUUCCAAAGUUUCGAUUUUGAUCACGCCGCCGCGUUAUUCGAUGGCGAUAGCGUCGAUGACGACGAAGUUGACGAUCAUAUGCUACUAUUCGGCGCUGACGAUGAUUUCGAAGGCGCUGAUGGCUCUUUCGAGCUGGUCGACCAAUCCGGCACAAUGCAGACAGAGGGCGCAGCCGCCGGCAUCGCGCAAUCCGGCACUAAGAAGCGUCGCGGCAAACAAAUCUCGCCGGUCAUCAAGCGUAAGCGUCGCUUGGCGGCAAAUGCGCGAGAACGCCGUCGCAUGCAGAAUCUGAAUCAGGCCUUCGAUCGGUUGCGGCAAUACCUGCCCUGUCUGGGCAACGAUCGUCAGCUUUCCAAGCACGAGACGCUACAAAUGGCGCAAACUUAUAUAUCGGCGCUGGGCGAUUUGUUGCGCUAAAACGAAAUGCGAUGAUGGUGCAACGUAGUGGUUGCGCCGAAUGAAGACGUAUGUAUGUAGCCGUAGCAGUAUUUUUGUUGUUGUUGUGAGAUGCAAAUGACUGAGUUAGAAAAUACAAAUUAAGUUUAAAAUUGUGUUGAAUUAUAGAAAUUUCCAUAGUUGUAAGUAAGUGUGAAUUUGUUGGAAAAUAUUUAUUUAAGAUUAGUAAGAAUUGUUAGAAAUAAGAGGGAGUAAAAUUUUGUAUACAUAAUGAAACCGGAAGACAAAAAACCUAAGCCUGUUUAUAGUUAAAAAAAAAAU
This is a messenger RNA of Rhagoletis pomonella (apple maggot), 2054 nucleotides long. RefSeq names its product protein atonal. Bases 651 to 1754 code for a protein of 367 amino acids. NCBI's taxonomy places the organism in Eukaryota, Metazoa, Arthropoda, Insecta, Diptera, Tephritidae. The transcript has a single exon. Gene Ontology annotation, molecular function: protein dimerization activity. The record is from RefSeq and is a predicted model, not a curated record.